AUGAGUGCUAAAAACAGGCAGGUUUGUAUCUUUGCUGAUGAAGUGGAAGUGAUCAAUUACCUUGCAAGCACAAUUCAGCAAUCAGCCAAUGAAGUCCUGCAAGAGCCUGCUGUGUGUUUCUUCAUUGGAGGUUCAGCAGCAAAGCUGGUAUGUGAAGCAGUGACAAAGAUACAGAGUGACUGGAGCCGAUGGCGGGUUGCUUUCUGCGACGAACGUUUGGUACCCAGUACACAUGAGGAGUCCACUUAUGCUGCAUAUGCAAAGUAUCUGCAGAAUAGCAAUCCAACUCUCCUGAACAAUUUCAUUAAGGUGGACACUUCUCUGCCAGUGGAUGAAGCUGCCAGGGAUUAUGAGCAAAAACUUCAUUCCUUGAUGUCAUCUGAGAAAGGAUGCUCAGACUUGAAGUGGCCCCAUUUUGACAUUCUUGUAUUGGGAGUUGGGGAAGAUGGUCACACUGCAUCCUUGUUCCCCAGUCAUCCCCUCCUUGAUGAAGCAUCCAAAUGGGUGGCACCCAUCUCUGACUCCCCCAAACCACCACCAUCACGUGUUACUCUCACUUUGCCUGCAAUUUGGGCUGCAGGAAAAUGCAUUUUUCCUGUCAUUGGAGGUGGCAAGGCAGACAUUCUCAAAAGGAUAUUAUGCCCUGGUGAUGGGGGGGAGAAUCUCCCAGUACAUCGAGUGAUGCAGUCCUCAAAAAACACUCUCUGGAUACUGGAUUCCAAGUCUGCUGAAAAACUUGAAGAAUUUUUCUGAUCUUUGCAUGUCUCCACUUUUGUCAGGUUGUCAGGGUGAACAUUCCUCAAAGAUAAAAAUUAUUUCUUUUA
Darwinula stevensoni is the source of this 824-nucleotide messenger RNA. Lineage: Eukaryota; Metazoa; Arthropoda; Ostracoda; Podocopida; Darwinulidae. The record is from the annotation of a GenBank genome assembly.